AUGGGCAAUCAGACAGCUAGGAAAACAGUUGGAUCGGAUGCCAAAGAAAUCUUUCAAACAAUGCUCAUGAGCGAUCUGCAUUUGGAAUUCAGCCAACAGAAGCCACCCCAAUUUUCAGUUGUAGCGCCAAAUCUGAUACUCGCUGGAGACAUUGGAAGACCCGAUGUGCCUUCUCUACAAAAAUUUUUACUCGCUCAAUGCCAAAGAUUUGAACAUAUCUUUUAUGUGGCGGGAAAUCAUUGUUUCUACGAAGGAGAUUAUGAAACUCGUCUUCAACGACUUCGAGAGCUUGACAAUCUCAAUCCCCGUAUCCAUUUCCUACAAAACAAAAGCUAUCUUCUUCCUCAUAAGGUCCGUAUACUCGGUGCAACACUCUGGUCUCAUGUCCCUCAACAAACAACUUCGAUAGUUGGUUUACUGCUUAACGAUUAUCGUUACAUUUCGACUGUGGACGAGAAUAACGCAGAAGAUAGUAAAAUCAAAACACAUCGAAAAAUCACAGUGAAUGACACGAAUAAAUGGCAUGCGCAACAACAUGCGUGGCUUGUGCAAGAGAUCCAAAAAGCGCGUGAUAAUCGAGAACAUGUCGUCGUUAUCACUCAUCAUGCGCCUAUUCGUCAUGGGAAUUAUUCUGAAGAUGACGCUGAUCUCGGUGUUAGCGACGCUUUUGUUAAUGAUCAUGAUGCAGAUUGUGUAGAUCCUGUUCGAUUGUGGAUGUACGGACAUACGCAUCGAUCAACUGAUUUGACUGUUAACUCUACAAGAUUAGUGAGCAAUCAAUAUGGCUAUGCUCACGAAGAUUGUGGAUUUCGACCCAAUAUAAGAAUCACAUUGUACGAUGAUGGCACCGUUACUGUCACAGAACCUGAGUCCUCCUCGGAUCCUUGA
Molecule: messenger RNA, 888 nt
Organism: Rotaria sp. Silwood2
Lineage: Eukaryota; Metazoa; Rotifera; Eurotatoria; Philodinida; Philodinidae
Source: the annotation of a GenBank genome assembly